Molecule: messenger RNA, 1489 nt
Organism: Sesamum indicum (sesame)
Lineage: Eukaryota; Viridiplantae; Streptophyta; Magnoliopsida; Lamiales; Pedaliaceae
Biological process (GO): phospholipid transport
Source: RefSeq, a predicted model, not a curated record
UCCCAAGAAAAGGAAAAGUAAUAGAGAACCAACAGACGCGACACGUUCCUCCACCCCCUCAAACGUCAGGAAUUUCUACAUUUAUUAUUCGUCAUUUCUCUUCUUGCAUUGUUCUUUCUGCCCACAUGAAGAAGAAUCCUCCCCUUUCCAAUUCUUGAAUUCUUUAUUCUCCUUGCGGUGCUGCUGAUUUUUCUUUCUUGAUUUGGACGUAUUUGUGGCUAUAACCGGCAAGAAUCCCCAGAACCAAGAAAAAUGGUUCAGAUGAAAGAGUUUCGGAUUGUUAUGCCGUUAUCGGUGGAAGAGUUUCAAAUAGCUCAGAUGUAUAUGAUAAUGAAAAUGCAGCAACAGAGCACCACAGGGACAGAAGGGGUGGAGAUAGUGGAGAACAGGCCUUUCGAAGACGAUGUCUAUGGAAAAGGCCAAUACACAUUGAAAAUAUAUCGGUUGCAGAGCAAGGCACCAACAUGGUUGACUAAAUUUGCCCCAGCCGAUGCUCUUGUGAUGCAAGAAGAAGCUUGGAAUGCAUAUCCAAAAUGUAAAUCAGUUGUCAAGUGCCCGUAUUUCACAAGGUUUAUUCUUACUAUUGACACUGUUCACAAGGAUGACAAUGGUCAAUCUGAAAAUGUACAUGGCCUCACCGAAGAGCAGUUAGCAGUUAGACAAGUGGAAACGAUUGAUAUUGCUUCAACUGUAAAUGAUUAUUGGAGUUAUAUUAUUGGGAGUAGCAAUAUUGAUUUGUCUCAGUUCCAAUCAGCUAGAACAGGCCGAGGUCCAUUGACAGAUGGAUGGCAGGGCCAAUGCGAUCCAGUUUCAACGGCUUACAAGUUGGUGACAAUAGAUGCUCCAUACUGGGGCUUUGGCAGUAGACUUGAACAAGCUUUAGUUGCGGGUGAAAGGGCACUUUUCCUUGAAAGCCAUCGAAAUUGUUUCGGCUGGAUCGACGAAUGGUUUGGACUGAGUAUGGACAAGAUGCGUGAGCUAGAGAAACAAAGUGACUCGUCAUUAAACAAGAAACUUGGCCGGCCUUGUGCGAUAGAAGACAAUGAGGAGUUGGAUGAAAUCAGAACUAUUCCCAGUUGCUGAUGUUAAAAAAGUUUCUGCGUAGGAGUCGUCGUUUGCAGAAACAGACAGCUAAGGGUGAGAGCAUAGGAGGUUGUAGGCUAAGAUCAACAACAUAUGCAGAGGGUUGAAUUCCUUUGCACCUUUUGUACUGUCUCGUAAGCUUAUAUGAAAAUCUCCAUGUUUAUGGGAUUGUUCCGAGUUACUCUUCUUUGAGGAGAGCAGAUUUUGACAAAGAUGGGUUCAUCACUACAACCUACUUAAAAGAUUCCAAAUUCCAACACCAAUGUAAAUUCAUGGCAUAAACUUCAUAUACGUGGUUUUGUUGCAUGAAUCAUUUCUCCAAUUAUUAUCUGAAAAAUGAGGAUGUAACAAUCAUUCAACUAUUGGAUGUAUUCGUUGUUGAGGUAUUAAAUUUGAUUUGCAGUCA